AUGGACUGGAACUUGGAGACCGCCAUUGCCUUCAAAGCCGUUGCCUAUCUUGAUCGUUACCUUUCAAGAAGCUCUGUCUCCCGUUUGGCAAGAUUUCAGCUUGUCGGAAUCGCCUGCUUGCGCACCGCUAUGGGAGACAUGAGACAGCCCACGGCACUUGUUACCGAGAAGCACAUGGAUGCUGCCACCUUUGCCUAUCUGAGUGAUGAUACAUAUACCUCGCAGGAAGUAGAAGAGGAGACACAGGCUGUGAUGGCUCUUAUCAACGACACGACCAAGGUCGCCCCCAACCCCAAGAUGUUCCUGCGCACUUUCUGGUACCGUGCCAUCUUCAAGGGCGUCGCCCGCGCCGACGACAUGCACGUCUACAUCCUAGCGAGUUUCCUGCUCCAGCUCAGCCUGCUUGAUCUUGAAUGCAGCGCGUACAGCGCCUCCCUCCUUGGGGCCUCCGCCCUGAGCGUUGCCCUCCGCUUCUUCGGCAAGCCCGCCUGGCCUCUGAGCAUGCAGCAGUACGCUGUGUACCGCGCGGACGAGUUGGAGCCGUGUGCCGCCCGCCUCGCCUUCCUCCAGUCCUCCUGUGAGUACAUGCAGCUGCGCCAGAAAUGGCUCACGUCCCAUGAAAACCAUGGCUAUGAGGAGCACACCGAUGAGUGGCUGCGUGCCCUGGCCGUCAUGCGUGGCCCCUGUGCCCUGGAGUCAGUCCCGCCAGCUAUCCCCGCCCAAGGCCUUUUUGCGGCGCUGGACAUGGGGCCGACCCCCAUGGAAGUGUGA
Auxenochlorella protothecoides is the source of this 771-nucleotide messenger RNA. Its product is annotated as Cyclin-A1-3. Gene Ontology annotation, cellular component: nucleus; cytoplasm; cyclin-dependent protein kinase holoenzyme complex. Gene Ontology annotation, biological process: mitotic cell cycle phase transition; regulation of cyclin-dependent protein serine/threonine kinase activity. The coding region runs from base 1 to 771 and encodes 256 amino acids. The transcript has 5 exons. Gene Ontology annotation, molecular function: cyclin-dependent protein serine/threonine kinase regulator activity. The record is from RefSeq and is a predicted model, not a curated record. NCBI's taxonomy places the organism in Eukaryota, Viridiplantae, Chlorophyta, Trebouxiophyceae, Chlorellales, Chlorellaceae.